Papilio machaon (common yellow swallowtail) is the source of this 9068-nucleotide messenger RNA. RefSeq names its product filamin-C (gene jbug). The coding region runs from base 251 to 8911 and encodes 2886 amino acids. The transcript is spliced from 54 exons. Gene Ontology annotation, molecular function: actin filament binding. Lineage: Eukaryota; Metazoa; Arthropoda; Insecta; Lepidoptera; Papilionidae. The record is from RefSeq and is a predicted model, not a curated record. Gene Ontology annotation, biological process: actin cytoskeleton organization.
CCUCCAUCGUGCCUCACGUUAGUGCCUCGACCGCGCACGCAAGCGACAAUACGCCUGCGAUCAACACGAUCGCGGAAUAAAUACAAAAAACAUCGUGCAGUAUUAGUGACAAAGUAACAAAGUGACUAAACAAACAUUGGUGAUCGUUGAAUUAACAUAUGUGAAUAAAGAUGACGUUGAAACUUGACGUACGAGAAAUAGAAGGAAAAACUAACUUAUUAAAUUGUGCGUUUUGCUAACGAUACACAAGAUGGAAGGACUGCGUGUGACGCACCAGGGUGUGCGGGCGCAUUCGGCUGAAGGUUCCGCGGGUCGCAUCACCCAAGCGGGCCUAGCCGCGCGCAGUCCUGAAGGCACCGCCGCUAAAGGGAUGGCCAUCAAGGGCCAUGAAGACCUUUGGGUGGAAAUACAAGCUAAUACGUUUAGAAAUUGGGUAAACGAAACAUUGAAACCGGUGAAUAUAAAGGUAGUGGAUUUAGUAGAAGACCUUCGAGAUGGCACUAUUCUAUGUGCACUUGUGGAAGCACUACAAGGCAGGCGACUGAAAGGGUGGAGCAAGAAUCCCAACAACCAACACCACCGGUUGGAGAACGUCACAACUGCUUUGCAAGCAAUUGAAGACGACGGCGUCAAGCUAGUCAAUAUUGGUAAUGUCGACAUCGUCAAUGGAAAUCUGAAGUUAAUAUUAGGAUUAAUAUGGUCUCUUAUAGUACGCUAUCAAAUUGGUAGAAGCAAAUUCCCACCGAGGAAACUGAUGUUAUCGUGGCUGCAAGCAGCUUUGCCCGAGUGUCGAGUCAGCAAUUUGACGACGGAUUGGAAUAGCGGGGUUCUGCUAUCGGCUCUUCUUGACUAUUGCAAGCCGGGCGUAUUCCCACAUUGGCGAGAACUGAACCGUCAUGAAGCGAUAGAGAAUUGUCGUCGGGCCAUGAAGUUAGCGUAUCGCGAGUUCGAAGUACCAAUGGUGUUAGAGCCUGAGUAUCUAGCAUCGCCGUGGCUAGACGAACUGUCAGGCAUGACAUAUCUAUCUUACUUCAUGAAGCCCGACUCCCCUGGCUUUCGAGCUACGCUGGAUUGGGUCAAUUCUAAACUGGAGAGAGGAGUUACUAAUUUCACGACUGACUGGAACGACGGGCGGGUGGCUAACGAGCUGGUGCGCACCAUGGGAGGCCCGGCACCGCCGCCUAGUAGACUGCGUCGAGAUCCCGCCAAGUGGGAGGAGAACAAUCAACAAGCUAUAGAUGCAGCUAAGAAAAUUGGAGUGCAACCGGUACUGUCCGCGCGGGACAUGAGCCAGAACGAUAUGGAGCACCUGGGCGUAAUGGCGUGGGUGUCUCAGUUCCGUAACGUGCCGCCGCGGCCACCGGUACACGACAUGCUGCGCGUCGCACUUGACUCUACCUCUGGCAGAGUUGGAGAGCCGACAUACAUUAAAGUAGAGAGCAUAUCAAAUGAACUGUCGAUCUCCGAUGUAAGAGUGUCGAUUGUAAAUCCAUUGGAAAAAGAGUCAAGACUGAAGUUGGACUCGAGAGGGGCCGGCGAGUUCGUGCCCGAACACGCUGGCAUGCAUGAGAUAGUUCUCACUGUUGACGAUAUCAGAGUGGACGGAAAAUAUUUCUUCCGAGUGCUACCAAGAUUGGUAACAGUACCGCCGCCUGGCAUGGCGCCUUGCGCCGCGGGCAGCAUUGUCGAAGUGCUGGUCAGCGCUACAGGUGCACCAAGAAGAGAAGACAUCGACGUGACAGCACACUCACCGAGUGGGCGCGCGGUGCCCCUGCAGCCCCGCCACCCGCCGCCCUCCGCGCCCGGUACCACCGCUUCCAGUGCCACGUUCCAGCCAGACGAAGCUGGCACUUGGACUAUAGCCAUCACAUACAAGGGCAAACAUAUUCAGGGCGGACCGUUCACCUGCGAAGUGUUUGAUCCGGCCGGCGUCCGAUUGAGCCCCGGUGCGCUGGAAGGGGCUGAGCCGCUAAAACCUCAUUCUUUUGAACUCGAUACGAGCGGAUGCGGAGUCAAAGGCGACCUGCAGCUCGACAUUGUUCACGACAAACGUAGCGUCAUGUGCGCACUGGAGAAACUCUCUAAAACUAAAUACCGCGCCACAUUCAUGCCCAAAGCGCCGGGUAAACAUCGGCUUUACAUCUAUUUCAAUGGGUACGACGUGCACGGCUCGCCGCACAUCUUCAGAGUGGGCUCGCGAUCAAAGAAACCUCGUGACAGCGCCAGCCCCUCCUAUGCCAGGAUAUCCAGUCCAGUAACUCGACUGCGCUCGGAAAGUCCACUCAAUCAAUUCAACACAUACGAUACAAAACGUAACACGAGUUCAAUAGACCGUCGCGAAGAGGGCCGAGACUCCGAAUAUUACAAAACAUUUUCCGAUGUCAAGGAGAAGAGCUACGACGUCAUAGACUCGUACACUUCAACAAAUAGAAAGGACUACACGAGAUAUGAAUCGGAGAGUCCGAGGAAUCGUACUGCGAGUCCUAUAACUUCGAAGCAUUUGGGAAACGGGACGCGUCUAGAUGUGAAUAGGUCUAGCAGCCCGUUCAGAGGCGGCAGCCCGUAUCGAACAACGAGCCCCAUAGGACGUACGUCGAGCCCGCUCACGAGAAAGGACAGUCCGCUGAACAGAACGUCAAGUCCAAUUAACAGAGUAAGCAGCCCAACAGAGAGAUACAGUCCUGUGACAACAACGAAGCGUGUUAUUGAGAAACGUUCCAAUUACAAAAUCUACAGUUCGUACAGCGGUUCGCAGGAGAACCUCGAUCAAAGCCCGCUUUCGUCUUUAGAAACUGAAAAAGUACGCGGUUACAACAGUCCAAGUGCAGUUGAAGGGAGCGAUCCCGGGGGAAAGUCGUUCAUCAGUAGGAAGGAUUCAUGGGAUACUGUGGAGAAAACUAGGCAAAUGUUGAGCACUAACAGCCUAGACCCGGUCAGCUCAUCGGAGCGUCACUACACUCCAUCUGGCCAGAAUACUUUGGACCGCGAAACGCAACGUAACACGCAGCUAAACCGGUUUAGCGAUUACACGCACGACACCUUCAACAGACAACUCAAUCGAUUGGCCGACGACCGAGAGACAGACUAUACCACCAGGCAAGAGUACAAGCGCGAGGUGCGCGAGAGCUCGUAUGUGGUACGCGACUCCUCAUACAGCGCGGCGGAGGAGAAGCAACAACAGGAGCAGUCUUUUUUAUCCAAUAGGCCCCCCCGCGACCCUACCGGGGGGGCCCUCACUGAAACGGAUGCCGCGCAUGCUCGUUUCAGAUUAGAUCAAAGGGAAAACAAUAAAGGUGCCAAAGGAAUAAUAAUUAAACCGACCUUCAAAGGAAUUGUCGGUAGACCUGUAGAAUUUAUAGUUGAUGGCGGCUCAGCAGGACCUGGUGAGCUAGAGCUAGAAGUAUCCAGUGGCAAUGGAACUCUAGUCGCAAGUUCCGUGAGAGCACUGGGAGGUCAGCGCUAUGUGGCUUCGUUCACCCCACGCAUACUACACCCACACUCCGUCCGCGUCACCUUCAAUGGGGAACACGUUAAAGGAUCUCCGUGGAAGGUUGAGGUGAUGGCGGGGCCGGCGGGCGGCGGCGGCGGGGAGCCCACGCGGCUCAUCCCCGCGCGGGUGCCGGCCGUCUUCGAGAUAUCCACGUCGCCGGGCGCGCCCACCUUCAGCAAGAAUGAGGUCGGUGUAACGGUGACCGCGCCGUCGCGGCGGCCGGUGGCAGCGCGCGUGUUGGACGUGGCAGAGCGACCAGGCGUCUAUCGCAUUGAGUUCACACCUGAAGAGGUCGGCACUCACCUCAUUGAUGUAUCAAUUGCUGAAGAUAAGUUAGCUGCCGGUCCUCUGGUGGCCAAAGUGUACGACUCGAGUCUUAUCAAAGUAACAGACGUCGGCAACGCGGUUGUCGGACAACAGUGCCAGUUCAGAGUUGACGCGAGCGCUGCCGGUGAGGGGCAAUUAGAAAUUUCAAUAAAUGAGGGUGAAGUCCCCAAUCACGUACAAGUGGUAGGUGGAGGAAGGUGUUUAGUAUUCUGGAGACCAGAAGCUCCGACGCCUCAUCGAGUGGACAUCAAAUUUAAUGGGGAACCAGUACCAUUAUCGCCGUUCGUCUUUGACGUAGCCCCUGCACAGAGAGUCACCAUAGAUACGUCGCAAAUUGAGUUAAUACCAGUCGGAGAGAUAGCAUCAUGUUCGGUACGAGUGGAAGGGUCAGGAGGUGGGGAACUGACGGUAACUGUCAGAGGGCCUCGAGGAGAGGUCCCCGUUCGCCUCACCGGUGAUGCAGCAUCAGGGCUGGUUGCCAGCUUCACACCAAAAAAUGUCGGACCCCACACCCUUACUGCUCACUACAACAACCAGCCAGUACCAGGUACACCAUUUGUGUGCAAAGCAUAUGAUGGAAAGUUGGUCAGUGUAAGCGGUGGUGCAUCAGCCAGGGUAGGUGUGCCUGUACAGCUAGCUGUAGAUGCAGCACAAGCGGGGGAAGGUAAUUUGGAGAUCACAGUGGCUGCAAGAGGGUUGAACAUACCCACACAAGUCCAUCCACAGGGAAAUGCCAGAUUUACUGUCUCCUUUACACCAACUGAAGCUUGUGAACACAUUGUCAAUGUAUCAUUUAAUAAGAUGAAAGUCCCCGGCUGUCCUCUCAUAGUAGCUGUCGCAGAGGGAGGUGGCGGGGGCGCGAGGGUGACACUGCCAGGCCCUGUACCACUGCACAGACCUGCAGCACUAACAUUGCAUCACCCCACUGCCACGCUCGACCAAAUUGAAGUAAAUGUUGAAGGUCCAAACGGCGCGUCCGUGCCGGCGGCGGUGGCGGCUGCGGGCCCGGCCGCAUUCCGCGCGGAGUUCGUGCCGCGAGCGGUCGGCGAGCACCGCCUCAAUGUGCUCGUCGACUCCGUGCCCAUACCUGCAAGCCCUUUCCAUUUAAAGGUGUAUGACGUCUCAGCGAUUCGAGUCAAGGAUGUCGCUCAUGGUACUGUUGGAAAGCCUGUGACAUUCUUAGUGGAAACAAUGGCGGCGGGUCCGGGUAACCUGGAGGUGACGGUGAAUGGCGGGCGCGUGCCGACCGCUGCGGCCGCCCAGGGUGCACAUACCUACGCCAUCAGCUUCACGCCGCGCGACCCUCGACCUCAUACUGUCGAGUUGCGAUUCAACGGCGACCAUGUGCCCGGCAGUCCAUUCGUGUGCCACAUCUCUGCGCCUGCGCGCGUCAUCGGCGCGGGCUCGGGCGAGUCCCCGGACAAGGUGUCUGUGGGUGACGCGUACACAUUCAGCGUGGACUCGCCCGCGUCGCCACAUGUAGACGUCCUGGGACCUGCGAGGAGACCAGUACCUGUACAGGUAUCUGCCGAAGAAACAGUGGGAGAAAACGAAGCAAGUAAAAGAUAUACCAUUUCGUUCGUACCAGUCGAUGUUGGCGACCACAGUAUUGAGGUCCGUGCAGGUGCAAUGGGUGGCCACGUGGAGGGUAGUCCGUUCUUAGUGAAGGCAUACAGCGCAGCGCGUGUCUCCGUCACAGACAUAUCGCCCGGCGUUGUCGGCAGACCCGUCUCCUUCACUAUCAAUGCAUCUCACGCUGGUGCUGGUAACUUGGAAAUCAUUGUCGCCGUCAAUGGUAGAAAUGUCCCGAACUAUGUGCAAAGCGAAGGAAAUGCCAGGUUUAAGGUGAACUUCAAACCGGUAGAGGCGGCGGUACACAAUCUGUCUGUGCGUUUCAACGGACAUGCGGUGCCGGGCUCGCCGUUCUCGUGCGUCGUGUCCGCACCUCCCGCCGCGCCCGACGCCCGCGCCACCGGCCCCGGCCUCAGCUCCGCCCCGCGCGCACAACCCGCAGAUAUACAUCUCACUGGAUUCCACACGGGCGAGCCGACAGUGCACGUGACGGGUCCGGGCGGGAGCAACGUGCGCACACGCGUGUCGGCGGGCGGGGACGGGCGCUACACGGCGACGUACACGCCCGAGGCGGUGGGCCGGCACAGCGUGCAGGUGACGUGCGCCGGCCGGCACGUGCCCGGCUCCCCCUUCACCUGCAACGUGUACGACGUGCACCGCGUGCGCGUCACCGGAUUGGGACCUGGAGAACUUGAAGGGACACUGGAAGGUUUAAAUCUGGAAGAAGGGGCAGAUGAGGAACGGGCAGUGGAGGUGGGCAAGCCGGUGACAUUCAGUGUGGACGCGGCGGGCGCGGGUGAAGGCACGCUCGAACUAGUCGUCUCUACACCUUCCACCACAGUCAAAGCUGAGGUGGUUGCGGUAGCUCGCGGUCUCUACGACGUGACGUUUGUACCCGUGUCUCGUGAGCCGCACCGUGUUUCAGUCACCUUCAACGAGCAAGCGGUGCCCGGCAGCCCCUUCGUGUGUCGAGUCAACGAACCACUCACUUAUGUGCAAAUAGGAGGUGUGGCAUCAGUGGAAAUCGACGAAACUCUGACGGACGUAGAAGUAAUAUCUCCCUCUGGGACAAGAGUGGCAGAAGCUACGUUGGAGGACUCUGGCCUAUUGACAUUCCCCGCUAGUCGUGUUGGCAGAUACAUGGUGAGGAGUAGCAGAGGGUCAAUAGCGGAAGUCGAAGCGCUUGAUGCAUCCGCCGUCAAAGUUCUUUCAAUCGGCGAUGCUGUCGCCCACCGCCCUGCAUUAAUAACUGUGAGCACGAGUAACGCGGGCAACGGUCGUCUGUCGGGGCGAGUGACGUGCGGGGGCGCGACAGUGCCGCACUCGGUGCGCCGGCGCGGCGGCGGGCGGCAGGAGCUGGUGUGGCACCCGGCUCGUGCGGCGCCGCAUCGCCUCGCGCUGCUGUGGAGCGGCGCGCCCGUCUCCCGCGAGCCCAUGCUGCUCGACGUGCUGCCCGCGCACCACGGACAGCAGGUAGCAGCAUCAGGACUGGGGCUGUACCAGGCGCAAGUGGGCAAGGUGUCAUCGUUCAGUAUCGACACGCUGGGGCGCGCGGCGCGAGAGUUCGACGUGGUGGUGUCGGGGCCGGGGGCGCGCGCGCUGCCCGUGCGCUGCUACCAGACAAAGUCCGGACUGCUGCAGGCCGAGUUCACCAUCACUGAAGUCGGACAGAGCACUAUUGAGGUGUUACAUCUCUCGAAACCUGUCACCGGCAGCCCAUUCACGUGCGAAUCGUUCGAUCCCAAUAGAGUCAUAGUCUCCGGUCUUCCCACUGGAAAUAUUAUCGCGCAGACUCCAAUCAAUUUUACAGUGGACACGAAGGAGGCGGGCGUGGGCGAGCUGGAGGUAGUGUGCGAGGCGGUGUGCGAGCCCAACGUACGCGUGCGCGUGCCCGUCGACGUACGCGAGGACGCGCACACGCACCGCGUGCGACUUCGCCCCGCCAUGCCCGCACACUACCGUAUAUACAUCACGUACGGAGGAGCACCAGUCCUGGGCAGCCCGGUGUCGCUAGGCGUGCUGAGCGCGCGCAGCAAUGCGGCGGCACGCUGCCUAGGUACGGGACUGGCGCACGCGCAUGUCGGCAAGGAGGCCGCCUUCACCAUACACUGUGCUGAUGACGCCACACCCACUGUACAGGUGGAAAGACUGACGGACAGCAAGGAGGAGGAGACGGACUCCGGUCUGCUGGAGUGUCGUGUGGUGGCGGGUGCGGCGCGCGAGUGGCUGUGCGCGUACAUACCGCUUGUAGUUGGCCUUUACGAAGUCAGGAUAUUUACCAGCACGGGCCCGCUGCCCGGCAGCCCCUUCUCAGUUAAGGUGAUAGACACGUCGGCCAUAGUGCCCGUUGGUGGGUGGGGGGCGGACAACUCGGGGCGGGUGCGCGCGCCCUCCAAGCUCGUGCUGGACAUCAGCAACGCCGGCCCCGGCACGCUCGAGUGCCUGCUGGCCGGCAGACAUCAACGUGUGGAGACGGUGUCGGGUCGUGCGGUGGUGACGCUGUCGGCGGCGGAGGGCGCUAGUGGCGAGCAGGAGCUGGAGCUGACAUACAACGGUGCUCUGGUGGGCGGAGCGCCGCGCCGCGCCCUCGCCGCCGGCCCCGCAGCUGACCGUGUCGCGCUCGCCGGCCGCGGCCUCGCACACGCCGCGCCUCACACACCCGCCGUCUUCACUAUAGACGGUAGCGCAGCGGGUCCAGGCGCACCUGAGGCGUCAUUGACUGGUCCGGACGGUAACGCGGUGCCGGUGGCGCUGGCGGCGGCGGGCCCCGGCCUGUGGCGCGCCUCCUACACGCCGCGCCGCGCCGGAGAACACCAGCUGCGCGUGCUGUGGGCCGGACGACUUGUUAAAGGGUGUCCGCUGACGGUGAGCGUUGUGGCGGGCGGUGGUGGUGGCGAGGGCGGCGGGGGUGAGGCGGCACGCGUGGUGUGCUCGGGCGCGGGGCUGACGGGUGGCGUUGUGGGCCGUGAGAUGCGCAGCUGGAUCGACACACGGCGCGCCGGCCCCGGAGAGCUCACCGCGCACUGCACCGGACCCAACAAGGUGGCGUACUGUGAGCUGUACGAGCACGGUGACGGCACGUUCACUCUGAGCGUGAAGCCGGCGGAGGCGGGCCGGCACGUGCUGAGCGUGCAGUUCGCGGGCGCGCACGUUCCCGGCUCGCCAUUCGUGCUCAAGGUUGCCGGAGCACCCGACCCCUCUAAGGUCCGUGUGUACGGUCCGGGCGUGGAGCCGGGAGUGCUGGCGACGUUCCAGUCGCGGUUCCUGUGCGACACGCGCGGCGCCGGUGCGGGCCAGCUGACGGUGCGCGUGCGCGGCCCAAAGGGCGCCUUCCGCGUCGAGAUGCAACGCGAGAGUCAGAAGGACCGCACAAUACUCUGCAAGUUUUCCCCCACCGAGCCCGGCGACUACCGCGUGGAGGUGCGCUGGGCGGGGCGACAUGUGCCCGGCUCGCCCUUCCCCGUCAUGAUCUUCGACACGCAGGAGGAGCUGCGCAGAUACCUCCAGACCAUUACACCCUAGCCCUAGCCUAGCCCUAGCCCUACAACCAUGGACCGAGACACUAAUAUAGAAAAGAUACAUCGGCUAGUACUGUUAAUAACCUAGAAAGACUGCUGGUUCAUUAUUGCUAUCUUAUACCUUGGGUUUAGAAACUUCUUUUAAAUCUCAUACUCUUUAA